This is a messenger RNA of Volvox carteri f. nagariensis, 1585 nucleotides long. RefSeq lists its product as uncharacterized. Gene Ontology annotation, biological process: sterol transport. The coding region runs from base 82 to 807 and encodes 241 amino acids. The transcript is spliced from 3 exons. Gene Ontology annotation, molecular function: sterol binding. Lineage: Eukaryota; Viridiplantae; Chlorophyta; Chlorophyceae; Chlamydomonadales; Volvocaceae. The record is from RefSeq and is a predicted model, not a curated record.
CGUUCUUCGUGCGAGUGGUGAUUCCUUUUGGUCUUGAAGGCUUGUUGAAAACCCAAAGCGCCAAGGGCUUUCUAUCCCUCCAUGGCUUCUCACAAAGCACUUCUUGCUGCCUUUUGCGUGGCAGCGGCGAUAAGCUUAUGUCAAUAUGCAGCAGCUGAUAAAAUGACGUGGGCACCUUGCGAUGAGGGACAAACGGCCUUUACGCCUAGCUCCGUGACCCUGUCCCCGGAUCCCCCGGUCAUCGGCUCCGCAGCAACAUUUGUCAUUUCAGGAAAUAUUGAGUCCGAGUUACAAGGGGGCUCUGUAGACAUGGUGGUUUCUUUCUUCGGAUUCCCUAUUUACAGCUCAACUUCAGACCUUUGCUCCAAGACGACGUGCCCAGUGCCUGCUGGUCCCAUCUCAUUGACGCUCGAGGAGCUGCUGCCGCCUAUCGCCCCUCCGGGCGAUUACGGUCUGCAAGUGGUGGCCCGGGGCCCCGGCGGCGACGAGCUCGCCUGCGUCAACGUCAACUUCAGCUUGGUGCUGCCUCCCUUCACCGCUGCCUCUACCACCGCCAUCUCUACCACCGCCUCCCUCGUCGCCGCCACCUCCUCCGCCGCCUCAAGGGCGUCUUUAGCAAAGGAAGCAGCUGCUGCCUGGGCUCUCCGUGGUGCCUCCAGACAUCAUGUUUCCUCAGGCCUCAAGGUGAAGGCGUUGAUUGGGGAUGCCAUCGCGCGGGAGGAGGAGGUGAAGGUGAAGGUGACGGCAACGACAAGCACAAAUGGUGGCGGCGAUGGCGAGGAAUAUGAGCGGCCGAUCCUGCGCUGAGCAGCAGAGCGCGAUGUACGGCAGCAACAGCAGCACCGGUGGCUCCGGGAUUGGGACCGCGGAGGACGCUGAAAACAUGUGCCCUCCGCCUUCCACUUUCACUUCCAUGGGCGUACUCCUGCUGCUGCUGCUGUGAUGUGAUGUGAUGUGCUUAUGAGUGCGUGGGAGAGAAGCGGCCUGGAGCCCGGCACCGCAAUGGCGCAAGAAAUCCAAGGAGUGAACUUGCAAGUGAAAAGAAAAGUAAUAUCACGUUGUUGCAUGUGACGUGUGUGUAUGUUUGUGUAUCUGUGUGUGUGUGUGUGUGCAUGCGCAUGCCGGAGAUGUAGGGAGAGAGGAAGGGGGAGAAAGUGUCAGGUCAGGUAGCCUCGGACACACACACAAACAACGCACAGUAGAAAGAGAUAGCAGGAUGUUCACGUUCUCGGACAGCAGCGUAAUCAUAUCGAACUGUGUACAGUAGCAUGGACGGCGUGUAAGACGGUCCAUGUCACGUGUGCUGCAUCGCGUCGCUCUAUGUGGCGUCAGGCCCAAAGGAAUGACUGCAGGGAUGGGGGACGUGGAGACGCUGCACGGACGUGUGUAUGUAUGUACGUAUAUCUGUAUGUAUGCAUAUGUACGUCUAUUGUUGCCCUCGCAGGUCGUUACGGAUACGAGUGUAAUUGCCUCAUGUUGGGUGGCAUACCCGCUGCACGGCGGCGGCGAUCCUGAGGUUUUUAUCUCUGGUAAUCAACUGUUUUGCCUAAGGUGUUAGGUCAUAUGAUAUUAAAGCAGCACCAGG